GGGUUGGAGGCGGGGAGCGGUGCCGGAAGUGCUUGGGGAGGGCCGCGCAGUCGGACCGGCUGCUGAGACGAAAGCUUCACUGGGGCAGUCUCCGCAUAUCAUGGGGAGAUAGACGCUACUGCCUGUAGCUUUUGAAAAUGGCUGCCUCUCAUUACAGCGGGCUUACAGCUGUUGCUGAUGUAAUUAAAGACCUAGACACUCAGAUAGCAUUGAUUGGCCUUGGUCCUCACAGCGCCAAAAAGAAACAGGAUCUUGAUAAGCUCUAUGAGCUGAAGUCCAAAGCUCGGCAGAUUAUGAACCAGUUUGGCCCCUCAGCCCUAAUCAACCUCUCCAACUUCUCAUCUAUAAAACCAGAGCCAGCCAGCACCCCUCCACAAGGCUCCAUGGCCAAUAGCACCACUGUGGUAAAGAUACCAGGCACUCCUGGGACAGGCGGUCGUCUUAGCCCUGAAAACAAUCAGGUAUUGACCAAGAAGAAAUUACAAGACCUAGUAAGAGAAGUGGAUCCUAACGAGCAGCUGGAUGAAGAUGUGGAAGAAAUGCUGCUGCAGAUCGCUGAUGAUUUCAUCGAGAGUGUGGUGACAGCAGCCUGCCAGCUUGCUCGGCAUCGCAAGUCCAGCACCCUGGAGGUGAAAGAUGUCCAGCUGCAUCUAGAGCGCCAGUGGAACAUGUGGAUCCCAGGAUUCGGCUCCGAGGAAAUCAGACCCUACAAAAAAGCUUGUACCACAGAAGCUCACAAACAGAGAAUGGCGCUGAUUCGGAAAACCACCAAGAAAUAACACAGGGAGCGGUCAGGGAACGGACGACAUGCAUUUGGAGAUACUUGAGCUGAGACCUCAGCCAUCUCAUCCUUGGAUUUUUUUUUUAAUGCUUUACAGAGAAGCAUAUAUUUUUUAUUAACAGUGCAGCAAUAUCUAUAAUGACUGAGAAGAUCUGCCAAAAGAAUAAAGGCUCCUACCCCA
This is a messenger RNA of Acomys russatus (golden spiny mouse), 962 nucleotides long. It is a transcript of the gene Taf12, whose product is annotated as TATA-box binding protein associated factor 12. Lineage: Eukaryota; Metazoa; Chordata; Mammalia; Rodentia; Muridae. The record is from RefSeq and is a predicted model, not a curated record. Gene Ontology annotation, molecular function: TBP-class protein binding; DNA binding; protein heterodimerization activity. Gene Ontology annotation, cellular component: transcription factor TFIID complex; SLIK (SAGA-like) complex; SAGA complex. The coding region runs from base 138 to 779 and encodes 213 amino acids. Gene Ontology annotation, biological process: RNA polymerase II preinitiation complex assembly; DNA-templated transcription initiation. The transcript is spliced from 7 exons.